UGGCUGCGCAUUUUAACGUAUGAUUUCAUCUUUCUCGGUACGAACAAAGUUAGUGAGUAUAAUGUUGUUUCUGUGCAGUGUGAAAAGUGAUCUUGUUUAGAAUAUCAUCACUUUUAGUGAAUAAUCAUCGGUCGACGGGGAAGAUCAUAAUCGGUUUGAAUUUCUUUGGUACCUAUUUAAUUGGUGGAAGAUAAGGGUCGCCAUUUUGUGUUAAGUUAACAGUUUGGCCACAAUUUGGAGCUCUCACAACUCAACAAAAUCUAUACCUACCGUUAAAAUGGCAGAUAACAGCGGUUCUAAAGAACCACCCAUACAAACAAUGAGUGGUAUGCCUCCCAACCACAAUCCGUGGAUUUAUGGCGCAUAUCCUCCAUAUAACGGAUAUCACGGUGGCAUAUUCCCUCCUUACUAUAAUCAAUACUUCAACCAAAUGGGUAAAAACACAGGAUUUAGCAACGUUCAUCAGUUUCACCACGCUUUAGAGGCGAAAGCCGACUUUGGCCAUCAACAAUUCGUGAGACCGCCUCCACCACCAGCUCCAUUGUUAGGAAUGUCUCCUCUUGACACAAGUCGACCAUUUUUUAACCAAUCCCCUAUCAGGUUUAAUCUGAAUCCGCACAGAAAAACUGCUCCUAUUCCCUUAAAUGAAAACCCCCUUUUGUCUAGCAACACUGUGUCUAAGAAAAAACGCAAGAAGCUUAAUAAUAAGCCCGACGAAAGUUCUGACGAUUCAUUACCCCCUUUGCCCGAUCACCCACCGCCGUUACCCCCGUGCCCACCCCCAGACAUUCCUAAACCACCCCCUCCGCCCCCACUCGAUGUCCCUCUACCUCCACCAUUGGCUGCUGAGGAUAUCCCAGAACCUCCUGAAGAUGAGCCGCAAGAAGAGCAUGUUUCUCCCAAAGAUAUGGAGGUGGAACAUGCAUCUGAAAUUUCAUGCAAUGAUAUUUCUACAAAUCUUUUAAAAUCCUCUUCUAUAUCAAGUUCAGCUGGAACAUGGCCAGAGAGUUUAGAAAGAUACAUCAAAAGGUGUUAUGAAAAAUGCAAAACAACUUUUGAUCGUGAUCAAAUUGACAUAUGUUUAAAGGGACGUAUUACGGCAGCAGCUAACAAAGAUGAAAUAUGGACUAGGAAUUGGGAUGAAGAGCCAAUUCCCAGUGUUCAUAGUGAAAGGAAUUCGUUGGCUGUGAAACCAGUUCAUGGUACAUUAUCUUUGUACCAGAAACCUGAAAGUCACGCAGAUUCUAAAAAGAAUAGUUUAGCUAAUCAUAGAAGUAAUUUUAAUCAUAGAAGUCCUCAGAGAAGGCGCCGUCCACAUUCAAGGUCCAGAUCUAGAAGUCCGCCAAGAAAAAGGCAUAGUCCUUCUUCCACAUCAAGCGAUGAGGUUGAAGAUAAAAGAAACUUCAAGAGCAAAGGGCGUCAGAAAGUCAAAGAUAGGUUAUCACUUGACCAUAAGAAACCUGAAAAAUACACUAAAAAUAAGAAGAAGGCACAAUACAAUCAAUUUGUUAUUGAUGAUGUACAAGGAAAUGCAGAAAGGUUACAAAAGAGAGCUGAACGAUUUGGAAAUGCGAAUGUUCCCACCAUAGCUAGUUCUUUACAGGCUGGAUUCAAGAGACCAGAGCUGACCGCAAGGAGACCAAUCAUAGAAGAUAAUGAAGGAGAUUAUGAGUUGAACAAUAUGCACAUUGUGGGAACAUGUAUGGAUAUAGAGAAGUCUUUCCUCAGGUUGACCAGGGCACCUGAGGCUUGUGAAGUUAGGCCUGUAAAUAUUCUGAGGAACUCCCUUAAAAAUGUAAAAGAAAGAUGGAUUGAGAAACAAGAUUAUAGAUAUGCAUGUGAUCAACUGAAAUCAAUUAGGCAAGAUUUAACAGUACAAGGUGUUCGGGAUGGUUUUACAGUGGAAGUGUAUGAAACUCAUGCUCGGAUAGCUCUAGAGAAAGGUGACCAUGAGGAAUUCAAUCAGUGUCAGACACAACUCAAAAUGCUAUAUUCAGAGUUACCAGACAGUAGACCUAAUGCUCCAGAGUUUACAGCUUACAGGAUAUUGUACUACAUUUUCACAAAAAAUACUUUAGAUUUAACAACUAUAUUCCAGUUUCUUUCUAAGGAAGAUAGGGAAAAUGAGUGCAUAAAGCAUGCACUUCAAACAAGGUGUGCUUGGGCAACAGGAAACUUACACAAGUUUUUCCUGCUGUACAAGACUGCUCCCCUCAUGGCCGGCUAUUUGAUGGACUGGUUUGUCGAGAGGGAGCGCAGAAAAUACCUCAAAUAUAUAAUAAAAUCAUACAGACAGAGCGUUCCUGUGGACUACAUCACCCGCGAGUUGGCCUUCGACUCUUCGGAUAAGACGUUUGAGUUCUUGCAACAGGUGCCAGUUAUUUACACUGGUAGCGAUCAAACUCAAAUUGAUUGCAAGGCCAGCCUACAAGCUGUACUUGCUAUAUAACAUCAUCUGCGUGAUGUUCCUGUUUUCGUAAAAUAUUGUUGCGUGGUGAUGUAGCAACCGCAGUGUCGAAAGGCCAUUUACGUCGCAGGGUUCCAUCAGUUAGCAGAUUCGUUCCUGGCUCACAUUAUUGUCACAUUAGUUUGAUCUGCUUUAUAGAUGCGGCAUAUAGCUAAUAUACUAUUCCAAAUUAAGUUGUCCAGUUGAAGAAAAGUUGCCGAUGUUCUCAACGCACAUAUACCUGGAGGUUGAAGAUUACCUGCCACCACGCUGCGAAGAUGCAAAUGCUACAUUUUGCCUAACAGUGACAGUUUAAAAGACAAUUACAUACAUAGCAAAGCAAAUGGACUUCAUUAAGUGUUUCUAGUUUUAUGCAACAAGGUUUUAUUUUUGUACAUAUUGUGUAAAUUGUUUAGACUCAAUACCGUUAUUAUUUUGUAAUUUGUAAUGAAAGUUGAUUUUAUGGAAUGUUCAUAUUGAAUAAUACAAGUC
This is a messenger RNA of Hyposmocoma kahamanoa, 2938 nucleotides long. RefSeq names its product leukocyte receptor cluster member 8 homolog. The transcript has 5 exons. The record is from RefSeq and is a predicted model, not a curated record. NCBI's taxonomy places the organism in Eukaryota, Metazoa, Arthropoda, Insecta, Lepidoptera, Cosmopterigidae. Gene Ontology annotation, cellular component: nucleus. Bases 278 to 2449 code for a protein of 723 amino acids.